Messenger RNA from Plasmodium berghei ANKA, 942 nucleotides. Its product is annotated as malate dehydrogenase, putative. The record is from RefSeq and is a predicted model, not a curated record. NCBI's taxonomy places the organism in Eukaryota, Apicomplexa, Aconoidasida, Haemosporida, Plasmodiidae. Bases 1 to 942 code for a protein of 313 amino acids. The transcript has a single exon. Gene Ontology annotation, biological process: carboxylic acid metabolic process. Gene Ontology annotation, molecular function: oxidoreductase activity, acting on the CH-OH group of donors, NAD or NADP as acceptor.
AUGCCAAAAAUAUCAUUAAUAGGAAGUGGCCAAAUAGGGGCUAUAGUAGGUCAACUAUGUUUAUCUGAAAAUAUCGGAGACAUUGUUUUAUAUGAUGUAGUAAAUGGAAUACCCCAAGGAAAAUCUCUCGAUUUAAAACAUUAUAGUACAAUUAUAGGUGUAAAUCGAAAAAUAAUAGGAACAAAUAAUAUCAAAGAUAUAACAGAUUCUGAUGUAAUAGUUAUAACUGCAGGUGUUCAAAGAAAGGAGGGAAUGUCCAGAGAAGAUUUAAUUGGUAUAAAUGGGAAAAUAAUAAAAAGUGUUGCUGAAUCUGUAAAACAAUAUGCACCAAAUGCUUUUGUUAUAUGUGUUACAAACCCUCUUGAUGUUAUGGUUAAUGUUUUUCACAAGUAUAGUAAUCUGCCAUAUGAAAAAAUAUGUGGAAUGGCAGGUAUAUUAGAUACAUCAAGAUUUAGAUAUUUAUUGAGUGAAAAAUUAAAUGUUUCCCCAGAAAAUAUUAAUGCUAUUAUUUUAGGAGGCCAUGGUGAUCUUAUGAUGCCAUUGCCAAGAUAUUGUUCAAUAUCGGGUAUACCAUUAUUAGAUUAUAUUAAAAAUCAUGAUAUGUCAGAAAAAGAUAUAAGUGAUAUUAUAGAAAAGACAAGGAAUAUGGGUGGUGAAAUUAUUAAGCUUGCUAAAUCGUCUGCUGCAUUUGCUCCGGCUGCUUCUAUUAUUAAAAUGAUAAAAUCAUAUUUACACGAUCAAAAUCAAUUAUUUACAUGUGCAGUUUAUUUAAGUGGACUAUAUAAUUGUAAAGAUUUAUAUGCUGGAUCAACAGCUAUUAUUAAUAAAACUGGGGCACAUCCAAUCGAAUUUAUAUUGACAGAAGAAGAACAAGCUUGCUAUCAAAAGUCGAUAAACAAUAUUAGAGAAAAUACACAAAAAGCCUUGAAUGUAAUUGACUAA